Messenger RNA from Funneliformis caledonium, 2040 nucleotides. The record is from the annotation of a GenBank genome assembly. Lineage: Eukaryota; Fungi; Glomeromycota; Glomeromycetes; Glomerales; Glomeraceae.
AUGUCUCGGUCAAAAGGUCUCUUAUCCCCAGUACAAACUUAUUUUAAUGAAAAUUCCUUACCUGCCAAGCUAAAUCCGUCCCAAAAAAGGUCUUUAUUUUGUACUUUACUCAAUUUGUUGAACUUUGGUUUUUUAACUCAAUUUCGCGUUUGCAGAUAUAUGGCCGACAUUACAUUAUUUUGUUACGUUCUAGGUACUCCUAUUAAAAGUGCUAUUCCGAUUGACCUUGGCAGUGUAAACAAAGUUGAUAAUGUUGAUGUCCGUCUUGAAAAAUUAAAUUUUGGGCAUCUUAAGAAACUGAUAUGGCCUAACAACAACAUAGCCAACGAACUGAAGCUAUGGAAGUUUGCAACUCCUCUAAGUGAAGAUAACGAAACUUUGAAAGAACUUAACAAGAACUUUCAUAAAGUCAUUGAACCCAGUAAUGAGUUGAGCCCAAGUACGAAGUUUUUAACGGAAUUCCCAACCGAUUAUGAGUUUCUGGAUAACUAUAUCCACAUCAUCGUCAUCAAGGGCUCACCGAUAUAUCUCGUGUCAUUGCAAACUUUGGCUAUCUGCCUCGACAAGUCUUUUUCAGGUGGCCUUGGUGGUACGAGGCUACCUAUGGAUCAGAGGGUGAGACCUACCAAUGAGGGUAUUAAUAUUAAUGACACUGACAUCAGUCUAAGAUUUGAUGUCAUACCUCAUUUGAUCAAAGAUUUUGAAGAUAGAAACGUCAUACUUGUUCGAGCGCCUCCCUUCUCCGGCAAAACAUCUAUGGCCCAAAUUUUGGAGAAUAACUUGGUUCAUGCAAUAGAAUUUUCAAAUCGCAGGAUUAUAAGAGUUUCAAUGAUUUGGGGACAGAGUGUAGGGGUGCAAAAAUGCUUCGAUUCAUUUAAUAUGCUUUGGAACCGGAUUGUGGGUGUAGAUUGGAUCGAUUGGAUAGGGCAGUGCAGAUUUAUUGAAACUAUUUUGAUAAUAGAUGAAGUUCAAUUGAUUUAUGGGAAGGAGAAAAAAAUUGAUGAAAAUAAUUUAGAUUCUGCGGAUCAAUUCUGGUUGACUAUUAAAAGUGCCCUUCAAGAAAUGGCAAAUAUAAAGAUUAUUAUGUUUGCUGCUUAUGGAUAUAGAAGUUCUAACCAAACAGGGUUCACAACUCCUGUCACAUUACCGGAAGAAAAUUGCAAAAAUCUUAUUGACAUCAAUUUUACCAUGAAAGAAUUAGGAACAUAUAUUGCAAAGAUCAGUAGUAGUUACUUCAAAAAUUUAGGUCAACAAAGCGUCUCAAAAUUAUAUGAAUAUAUCCAAGCGGCAACAGAAGGACAUGUGGGUUUGGUUCGUCACAUCUUGAAGUCUAUAGAAAAUGCAAUGAAGAAGCGAAUUGAUACUAAUAACCUAACCUGGGAAACAAUAUUCAAGUACUUGAAUUCAAAGGAUUUUGAUUCAUCAGUCUAUAUCAACUGCCGUGCUGUACCAAGAACUGAUUCACUUACUGAGAAACAAAGAUCAUUAUGUGAGGAAGUUUAUUUAAAAGGAAAAGCUCCUUACUCUAUAAAUAAUUCGGAUCCAGAUGCUUCAUAUCUAGUUAAAUGUGGAUUCCUUGUUGUUGAAAAUAAUGCGUAUUUAACUUUUGCAGCACCCCUUCUUAAACGGUCAUUUUUUCAGCAAAAUUACGGAGCUGUCAAUAGUAUUGAUAUUACUCCCACAGAUUUGUAUCAUUUUAUAAUAAAGAUUUUUACAGCAAUGUGUAAUGAACUAAGUGGAAAAUUUUUAAGAGAAACGCUUGGAUUUGGAUCUGAUGGAAGAAUUUUAGAACAAUCGUGGCAGAAAGAAUUUUAUAGAAUCGGUACACAGGUAUUGGGAAAGGAUCAUUUUUUGUCAUGUGAUGUGGGUUCAGUUUUUGGAUGUGAUGGUAAAAUAGAUUUUUAUGUAGACAAAUUGGAUUGGGCAAUAGAGCUCUUGAGAGAUGGUGAUGAUAUGGCUGAGCACAAAGCAAGAUUUAUUCCUUCAACAGGAGAAUAUAAAGAAAUUAUAAAAUAUGCAAAGAAGUAUAGCUAUUAUUGA